Panicum virgatum (switchgrass) is the source of this 1179-nucleotide messenger RNA. RefSeq names its product mannose-P-dolichol utilization defect 1 protein homolog 2-like. Lineage: Eukaryota; Viridiplantae; Streptophyta; Magnoliopsida; Poales; Poaceae. The record is from RefSeq and is a predicted model, not a curated record. The coding region runs from base 115 to 837 and encodes 240 amino acids. The transcript is spliced from 8 exons.
GCUAAAAAAAUCCGCGCCGGUUCGCGUGGCGUGUGGGCUUCUUCGCAGUUCGUCGUCGUCUCCACCGUCGACGCCGCGGCAAACCUGCGCCACCUCGACGGGAGGAGAGCGGCCAUGGUGGCGAUGGAGCUGGAGAUCCUGGGCAUGAACUUCGGGUGCGUCCUCGCGGCGCUGAGCGACGCCAAGAUCCCCGACAAGGGCUGCCUCCUCCCGCUCAUCUCCAAGCUGCUCGGCUACGCCAUCGUCGCCGCAUCCACCACCGUCAAGCUCCCCCAGAUACUGAAAAUUUUGAAGCAUGGAAGUGUUAGAGGACUUAGUGUAGCAUCCUUUGAGCUUGAGGUCGUUGGCUACACGAUUGCUUUGGCAUAUUGUAUUCAUAAAGGACUUCCCUUUUCAGCUUAUGGAGAGCUAGCUUUUCUGUUAAUCCAAGCAAUUAUCUUGGUUGCAAUCAUUUACUAUUACUCCCCGCCAAUGGGAACCAAAACAUGGAUGAAAGCUUUAUUAUAUUGUGGACUGGCUCCAACUGUUUUGGCUGGAAAAAUUGAUCCUGCUCUUUUUGAAGUCCUUUAUGCUUCACAGCAUGCUAUCUUCUUUUUUGCUAGAGUUCCACAGAUAUGGAAGAAUUUUACGAAUAAGGGCACUGGCGAGCUCAGCUUUCUUACCUGUUUCAUGAACUUUGCUGGUUCUAUUGUAAGAGUUUUUACCAGCAUCCAGGAGAAGACUCCCUUAAGUGUGAUCAUGGGCUCUGCAAUUGGCAUCGUCAUGAACGGCACACUCUUGGGUCAGAUACUACUGUACCAGAAGGCCACUCCGAAGAAACAAAAGAAAAAAGAUUAAGCAACAAGCAAGAGAGACAACAGAAAGUUUUUGUUCUCUUCGUCCGAGGCUCCGAGCAAAAGGCACUGGUAUACGAACUUGUUGGUAACUUGUUUUAUGAGGAGAACAAUAGGCAGAAUACAGUCUUGCUAUGCAUGGAUAUUUCUGUGAUGUUGCUUUUAGCACUUAGCGGUGUACCAUGACUUGAUAUAGUUCAUACAACUGUACUUAGCUUGUGUCUGCGUAAGCUGCCGUUGAAUCGUUGAUGGAUAGUAUUUGUUUGCCAUGCAUGGUUUUUGCUUAUAAGACUAUAAAGAUGCUAGCUGCGAGGAAAAUACAGAAAGCCUAUGAACCAUUAUGACA